AUGUUCGCCCUCACCAACACUGACCUCCAAGGCGCCCUGCCGCUCAUUGCACGCGGCAAGGUUCGCGACCUGUACGAAAUCGACGCCAAGACGCUCCUCUUCGUCGCGUCGGAUCGCAUCUCCGCCUACGACGUGAUCAUGGAGAAUGGCGUCCCCGACAAAGGCAUCCUCCUCACCCUGUGUACCCGGAAAUGGUUCCAAAUCCUAACCGAGGCGAUCCCCUCGCUGCGCACCCACUUCCUCACGCUAGAUCUGCCACGACAGAUCCCCGAGUCGCUGCGUCCCGUCCUCCAGAACCGGUGCAUGCAGGUGCGAAAGCUCAAGAUCUUUCCCAUCGAGGCUAUCGUGCGCGGCUACAUCACCGGCUCCGCAUGGAACGAGUACCGUCAGCGCGGCACCGUGCAUGGGAUCCCCGUUCCGUCGGGAUUGCAGGAGAGUGAGGCCUUCCCUGAUGGUCCGAUCUAUACACCUAGUACCAAGGCGGAACAGGGGGAGCAUGAUGAGAAUAUUCAUCCUGAUCAAGCUGUUGCGAUCGUCGGCGAACCCUACGCUUCUAUUAUCGCGUCGUUGGCUGUGCAGCUGUAUAAAACGGCGCACGCGUAUGCGUUGGAACGUGGUGUCAUUAUCGCCGAUACCAAGUUCGAGUUCGGUCUGGAUGAAGAGACGAAUGAAGUCGUUUUGGCUGAUGAGGUGCUCACCCCCGAUUCGUCUCGGUUCUGGCCCAAGGAUCAGUAUGCCAUUGGUCGCGGCCAGGACAGCUUCGAUAAGCAGUAUCUUCGUGAUUGGUUGACCCGCGAAGGACUGAAGGGCAAGCAGGGCGUUCAGAUGACCGAGGAGGUGGCGUUGAAAACGAGCGAAAAGUACAAGGAGGCGUGGGAGAAGCUGACGGGUGGGAAUUAA
This is a messenger RNA of Aspergillus tanneri, 900 nucleotides long. RefSeq names its product phosphoribosylaminoimidazolesuccinocarboxamide synthase (gene ADE1). Gene Ontology annotation, cellular component: cytoplasm. The record is from RefSeq and is a predicted model, not a curated record. The transcript has 3 exons. Gene Ontology annotation, biological process: 'de novo' IMP biosynthetic process. Gene Ontology annotation, molecular function: phosphoribosylaminoimidazolesuccinocarboxamide synthase activity. Lineage: Eukaryota; Fungi; Ascomycota; Eurotiomycetes; Eurotiales; Aspergillaceae. The coding region runs from base 1 to 900 and encodes 299 amino acids.